This is a messenger RNA of Myripristis murdjan (pinecone soldierfish), 2802 nucleotides long. RefSeq names its product spermatogenesis associated 7 (gene spata7). The coding region runs from base 165 to 1982 and encodes 605 amino acids. The record is from RefSeq and is a predicted model, not a curated record. Lineage: Eukaryota; Metazoa; Chordata; Actinopteri; Holocentriformes; Holocentridae. Gene Ontology annotation, cellular component: rod photoreceptor outer segment; ciliary basal body; axoneme. Gene Ontology annotation, biological process: microtubule cytoskeleton organization; photoreceptor cell maintenance. The transcript has 12 exons.
GCAUGGCGACGGGGAAGCUUUGUCCUCAUAUGCUGAUCAGCAAGUAUUAGGUUGCCAGCUAACCUAAUUAUUUUCCAGCGCUAAAAUGUGUAGAGUUUGCCGCAUCCUAGCAUCCGGAUGUAUUCAGGCUGUAGCGUCGCUGUCCAAGAAGACUUGUGAGGAACAUGGGAUACGCUGAGUGUGACAUUAUCAUGGAGUCGAAAAGAGGGAGUACAUCCUCAGUGCCUGGGUACAGCCUUACUAGUCUGAGAGGACAGAGUUUGAAAAGUAGCCCUUUCUGCCCCCAGUCCUCCAGCAGGUUGACUCAGUCCAUCAUUAAAGACCACAUGGUGUCUCACUACAAAAAGGUUUACUCAGCCAAAGCUGCUAUCGACACAUCAGUCCCCAAGAGCAUGAUAUAUAGUGUAAAGUACAAUGACCAGAUAAAGAAGGAACAGUUGAGGAAAGGCCAUCGUCCCCAUUCAGCCCAUUCUCUCUCAGAGAGGAACAGCAGAGUCUCCUGCUCGUCAGCCCAGAGCAGGAGAUCAGUGCAAGGUGAAGAGAGCCCCUACUUCUGCUCAGGAAGUUCCAUCAUCUCCACCCCUAGAUUCAACACCUCCUUUCACGUCAAGCAGAUAGUUUAUCCGUCAUGCAGAAUAAAUGAUUCUCGCAGCCAUAGUCGCCCGACUCGCUCUGCAUCAGAGUUCAACUACAGGAGUCCGGAGGCGCCUUCCCGCAGGCAGCAGUCAGCAUGUUCUGCGGCCACCUCAGGCAGUCAGGCUUGCUACAAGACUUUCCAGGAUCCCGUGCAGAAGACGUAUAGCGGAGACUUGCUCCAAAGACAUUCUCAGCACUUUACCCAGGACAAACCUUUCACCCCCAAGACUCUGAAAACAGAUAAGAGUUCAUACCUCUCCAACUACCGCUAUUACAGAGCUCCACGAAGGAACCCAAAUCAGGACUGCAUCAACCCCAGACUGAUGCGACAGGAAACCUAUCACGGAAGCACACAAACCAAGGAGCGUUCAUCAGUGGAAUUGGAUGAUUUACCUCAGGGAAUUAGUACUGAGCAUGAGUGGUCUGAGGAUGAGCUCAACGGCCCAAAUCUCUCAGUAUCUAGACAGCACAACCAAACCAACAAGGGUAGAAGCAGUGGUUUCUUUCGCUCCUCAUCAAGGAUCUCACCAGAGGGCAGGAAGUCUCCUUUCAUGAUGAGUGUGUCUGCAGAGGAAGAAGAAUUAAUGUACCUUGAAUUCGUUUCUGAUGUAACGGAGGAUAUCUUGGCUAGAGGGCACUUCUCUGACAGGGUCUUGGAUCGGGUGAUAAAGCGUCAUAUUGGCAUGAAUAGGCAUCGCCUUGAUGAGGGUAAAAUGCGCCACCUUCUGGAAGGGCUACGUAAAGAAUUUGAGGCGCCAGUCAGCACACCCACCACCAGUUCAGAGCUGGAAGGGAAGGAGGAUGAUAUGCUUCAGAAACACUUCCCACGGCUGCAAUCAAGGGCGUCAAAACAGGUGGAGAUCAGAGAGGACAAUGACAACUUCCCUUAUGCAUCACUCAUCAAAUACAGCGAUUCACCAGAGAAUGCCAUUUCCCAUUUGGUCUCUACAUCAUUACAUCGCAGCUCUCCUCAAAGGACAGCUUCACCUUCUGUAACAAAUAAAUUGGAAUUAGAAGGGCGGAAAAAGGGCAGAAGCUCUCCGUGGCUUAGUGAGCAUGGCAGUGAAUAUGGAGGGAUCAAUGAGGAGGACUGCCAUCAAAACCAAACAGAUACCAGAGAGAUGGAGAGAGAAAGUGUCAGACAAAACCAUGUUUACAACAGUGACGAAGACCUCCAUGAAGACCAUGCUGAAGUCAAUGACGGACUGUCCAGAGAGGUGGACGAUCUGGAGAGAAGUUUUUCAGAGUCUCUGCAUGUAUCCGGCAAUACACACGAUAACAACCAGGGGGCCACCAGUGAGCAGCAUAUGAACACAUUUGUCUCUCUCAGUGAUGGCGAGUUCUGAGUCAUGCUCGCUAUAUUCAGGGAUUGGAGGUCAUUUAAUAUUUUUGUUACCAAGUGAGACCAUUGUUACCACAAGAAAUAUAUUUAAUUUUUUAAUCAGAAUUUUGUACAUGCAAUUUCACAGCGGGUGUAUAUUCUAUUUUGUUGUUAAAACCCCAGCCAGUGUGGUUUAGUUUGUUUUUCUUCUGUUUUCUAGAUUUUAACUUAUUAUAAAAGCACAAUGUUUUCAUUGUGCCACACAGUGAAAGAUGUUCCGUGGCACAAAGAUUUGUGAGUACACUGGAGACUUUGUAUUUUAAUGUCUUGCUAUGGCCAUGACUUCCUUUUUCAAGUGCAGUAUCAAAAAAAAAAAAAAAAAAAAAAUGAAAUCAUGCUCUGUUUUAAACAUUUCUUGGGGCACGGAGGCACAGGCUGAGAAAUGCUCAAUACUCAGUGCCCAAAGAAAUGCCCAAAAAAACACUUUCUUCAGUAUUGCUCCUUGGUAAUUAUAUUGCCUUGUGAAUUUUCAAAGUAUUGACCAUAGCACUAGACUGAUGGCAGGCAUCUGAAAAUGGUUGUAUCUUCGACUGUAGUUUCAGUGAAUUGCAGUGUACCUAGUCAGUUUACAAUAUGACAUAGCGUAUAUGAAUUUAUAUAAUACAAUAUAGUUUACAUUCUCAGGAUUCUUGAAAGUAAUGCAGUUUUUUUUUUUUUUUUUAAAGAAGUUGCUGUUUCUGUAUGGUGUGUUUUAUUUAUCAGCUGCUUCUGACUUGUAGCUAACAGGACUUGACUGUCACCAAAAAGUGUCUUUAUAUUUGCAAUAAAUUCUUAGCCACUCCUUU